Haliaeetus leucocephalus (bald eagle) is the source of this 1879-nucleotide messenger RNA. RefSeq names its product ankyrin repeat domain 42 (gene ANKRD42). The record is from RefSeq and is a predicted model, not a curated record. Lineage: Eukaryota; Metazoa; Chordata; Aves; Accipitriformes; Accipitridae. Gene Ontology annotation, molecular function: protein binding. The coding region runs from base 191 to 1717 and encodes 508 amino acids. The transcript has 13 exons.
CUGUGAGGAGCCGCCAUGCCGACGGCCGCCGCCGCGCCGCCUCCCCCUCCGGCCGGUGGAGAAGCUGAGGCACUAAUACCUUAAGACCUACAUUUUCAUGCUUGCUUGACUUGAAAAACAGUAUCCCACCUCUUCAAGACUUGACAGCGUGAAAUCUAAUGAAACAGUGUUAGUGCAUUUUGGUACUGGAAUGAUGAUGACUGCUCUAGAAGCUGUCAAGAAGAAGCAAAAUUGUACUAGUGUUCACGAGGCAGUGAAAGCUGGUGAUGUAGAACAGCUUGCAUCAAUGAUAAAAAGUGGAACUGGUAUUAAUGAGGUGGAUUUAGUCCACAAAUUCACACCGUUGCACUGUGCUGCACACUGUGGAAGUCUGGAGUGCCUUCACUGGUUGCUGUGGCAUGGAGCUGAUACAACACAUGUAACUGUCAGAGGCUGGACAGCAGCUCACCUUGCGGCUAUCCGAGGUCAGGAUGCUUGCAUGCAGGCUUUGUUAAUAAAUGGAGCAAAUGCAGAAGCUCAAGAUGAUCGUGGGUGCACUCCGUCACACUUAGCUGCAGCCCAUGGGCAGUCUUACACCUUACAAACCAUACUGCGAAGUGGAGCGAAUGUAAAUGUUUCAGACAGGAAUGACUGGAAGCCUGUUCAUUAUGCUGCUUUUCAUGGUCGCUUGGGGUGUUUGCAGCUUCUUAUUAGAUGGGGAGCAUGUAUAGAUGAUGUGGAUAACAAUGGAAACCUUCCAGCUCAUCUGGCAGCAGUGGAAGGACACUUGCAUUGCUUUAAGUUCUUGGUCAGUAAAAUGGCCAGUGUCAUGCACACACUGAAAGCCAGGAAUGACCAAGGAGAGACUCCAAGGGACUUGGCUGAACGGUUCUAUAAAGAUAAUAUUCUGCAAUAUAUUGAUGGUGUGGAAAAAGAGGGGGAGCAUCCAGAGGCACAGGAAGUUUUAGCUUUCCCAGCUCAUUGCGCUGCUUUCAAAGGGGAUUUGUUAGUGCUUAGAAGAUUAGUGAGAAGUGGAGUAAUCAAUAUUAAUGAGCGGGAUGAUAAGGGAUCCACUCUCAUGCACAAAGCUGCUGGACAGGGACAUGUCCAUUGCUUACAGUGGUUGAUUGAAAUGGGAGCUGACUGUGACAUUACAAAUGAUGCUGGAGAGACUCCAAAGGAUGUAGCCAAGAGGUUUGCCCAUCUGGCAGCUGUGGAACUUUUGACACGAAGAACUGGAGACAGUAACUCUAGUGAUGAAGAACUGGAUGCGAACAACAUAAAGUUUUUUGAAAGACAUGGUGUGGAAGGAAGUACAGAUAGCAAAGAAGAUUUAACACUGGAUAAAGCAGACAAAAGGAAUGCACGCAUAAGGGCCUAUCACAAGAUUCAGGAACUUCAGCAACUUCUAGAAAUUGCCUACAGCAACUAUAGGCAGCUGGGAGGAAUAACUGAAGAGGAGAAGAAGAUGAAAAAAGAAGAAAGGGAAGUUGAGAAGACUGUGAGGGAGCUGGAGGCCCAGCUGGAAUAUGAGCGAGUCAGGCGGGAGAAGCUGGAGAGCCAGCUGGAUGACUACCGUGCUGAGAUAAGCCACCUUAGGGAGAGCCUGGAGAAGACCCGCAUCCCCCCUGCUGUCCCCGUGGAAGCUGAGACCAUCUCCAAGUCUUGCAAAGAGAAAAAGAAGGUAAAGAAGAAACCAGCCUGCAGCCCUGGAAGAAUGUUUGUGAGACCGCGCUGAGGAAUGAACCUCCGACAAGGGGCAGGCAGACGGAGGAGGUAGAAUGGCAAUAUUCUACACAAUGCAAAGUGUUUGCAUAGCCCAGCUCCACAGAUGACUUGUGGUUCUCUUCAUUUCAAUGGACUAUUUUUUUAGUUCUCUGGGAUAGAAAAUAUUUUUAAA